This is a messenger RNA of Pieris brassicae (large cabbage white), 1489 nucleotides long. Its product is annotated as alaserpin-like. Gene Ontology annotation, molecular function: serine-type endopeptidase inhibitor activity. NCBI's taxonomy places the organism in Eukaryota, Metazoa, Arthropoda, Insecta, Lepidoptera, Pieridae. The transcript is spliced from 9 exons. The record is from RefSeq and is a predicted model, not a curated record. Bases 122 to 1306 code for a protein of 394 amino acids.
CUGUGAAUUCCCAAUGACCCGGUAUUGUUUGACAUAACAACAUCGAGAUGUACUUAAAGAGAAGGUACACCUUUGUAACUGGUUAGUGUGUGACCGGCAAGAGGACGGAUCGACUGGCAUUAUGAAGCUCGCUUUAUUUUAUUUGUUUACGGUGGCCGCGGUCACGAUGGCCGAAGACUUAUCGAGAGACCUCAGAAAUGGAAAUGAAGCUUUCACAUCGAGAAUGUUUUCUGAAAUAGUGAAGGAGAAGCCUCAACAGAGUGUAGUGCUGUCAGCAUACUCUGUGCUGACCCCGUUGGCCCAGCUCGCCUUAGCUUCCGAGGGUGAAUCACACGACGAACUUUUGAAGGCCAUUGGCAUGCCCAACGACAAUGUGACAAAAGCCGCGUUUUCACAGGCCGAAAGAAGCCUCAAAUCCGUAAAAGGAGUGGAAUUAAAAACAGCGAGUAAAAUAUACAUCGCGUCCAAGUAUGAACUAAAUGAAAACUUUGCAACGACCACCCGUGACGUGUUCAAUUCCGAAGUUAAAAAUGUUGACUUUACUCAAGCACAGAAAACCGCGAGCGAAAUCAACGCUUGGGUUGAAGACCAAACAAAUAAAAAAAUUAAAGACCUCGUUGACCCAGAUUCCUUGGAUGCCACUACUAGUGCUGUUCUUGUCAACGCCAUCUACUUUAAGGGUCUCUGGAAGAGUCCAUUCAGCACUUACGCGACAUACGACCAGGAGUUCCAUAUUACAAAAGAGAAAUCAGCAAAAAUUCCGAUGAUGUCCCAAAAAUCUGAAUUCAACUACGCCGAGGUUCCAGAAUUAGACGCUAAAAUCCUACAAAUGUUUUAUGAAGGUGAUGAAGCAUCCAUGGUACUGGUGCUCCCCAACGAAAUCGAUGGUAUAAACAAGCUUGAGGAGAAAUUACGAGACCCAUCAGCACUCAACAGAGCCAUAUCUAGCAUGUACUCCACUGAAGUUGAAGUCACUAUUCCUAAGUUCAAAAUCGAAACUACAACAAACCUGAAAGAUGUUUUAUCGAAGAUGGAAGUUACGAAACUAUUUACACCUGGAGAAGCCCGUUUAAAUAACCUGAUCAAGGGACAGGGUGACUUAGUCGUAAGUGAAGCUAUACAGAAGGCUUUCAUUGAAGUUAAUGAGGAAGGCGCUGAAGCUGCAGCAGCCAACGCGUUCGCAGCGGUCGCUACCAGCCUUAUUUUAGAUGAACCACAAGCAAAAUUCUUCCUGGCUGACAGACCGUUUUAUUUUGAAAUUAGAACCGAAUCAACUCCCAUCUUCAGUGGAGUCAAAUUUGAAUGAAUCUAAUUUCAAAAUUUUAAAUUUAAUACGUACUGAAAUGUGAUAUUUAAAUUGUAACCGAAAGAACUAAAGCUUUGACAGUUUGCUAAACUUCCUUCAUAAUUGUCAAAAUUCCAUUCGAUAUCAUUUAUAUUUUUAUUUUCCAAAUUGAACAAAUUACAAAUAAAUGCCUUAAAAACAUGA